AUACCGUCACAUGGCACCCGUUUAGUGGUGGUUUUCUGCUGCCCAUCGUGCGGUCAGAAUUGAGAUAACCCGUCAGACCGUGGUUGGUUGGAAGUGGAACCGAAGAAGAAGAAAAUUUCCAUGAAUUGUACGGCCUUCAAUCUCACGCCCAGUAGUCCCUUUUUCCCGGAGAAGAAUUCCCGCCUUAUAGCAAGGACCCGGACCCAUGAUUUCGGUUUUACCGGGAAAAGACUGAAACGAUGCCGCAUGGUUGCAAUGGCCACCUCCUUGGAGUUGGAGCUCCCGCUCCUUCCCUUCAGCUUGAACGAGGUUCUUGUUCCCUCUGAGAGUAAAACAUUGCACUUAUAUGAAGCAAGGUAUCUGGGUCUACUGGAGGAGUCAUUGAUGAGGAAGAACAAGCUUUUUGUGCAUUUUGUGUUGGAUCCUAUCAUUGUUGAAAAUUCAACAGAAGAAGCAUCCUUUGCAGCCAGAAAUGGUUGUUUGGUUUUUAUAGAAAACGUUGAGCGUUUAGAAGUUGGAGCAUUAGUCUCAAUUAGAGGAAUUGGUCGUGUAAAGAUUGUGAAAUUUGUGCAGGCAGAUCCUUACUUGAAAGGUGUUGUCAUACCUGUACAGGACAGGGUUCCUGACAGUGUCAGCAAAUUACACCCAAAAGUUAUGCAAGUAAAAGAGGCUCUUUAUAGUUUAAAUAGUUUGGAAAUCAAACUCAAGGCCCCAAAGGAGGCACAGUUGCAAACUAGAAUUGCCAAUUCUCUAAUGUGGACUGAAAAGGAACUACUCUUACAUUGUAAUGAAGCUUUCUUUCCUUCAUUGGCUGAGCGUGUAUCCUUCGCAGCACUUCAACCGAUAUCAGGAUCAACUGAAUCGGAACUUUUGAAGCUGCAGCAAGAGAAGUUAAGGGCAAUGGAUCUCAGAGACUCCUUCCAGAGGCUAGACAAUUCCCUAGAAUUUGUUAAAGAUAAUAUCUCCAGGGUUGCAGCCAAGCUGGCUAUACAAUCAGUAGAGAUGCAGUAAGUUGUGGGAUUUUGUAUCCGGCCUUCUGGCAUCUCACAAGAGAGGCCCGAAAUCACGAAGCUCCAUUGGUUUGGGCAGCCAACUUACUUGGCUGAGAUUAUGUUGUAUCAUUUGAUUAGGAGGAUAGCUGAAUAAAUCGGAGCUGAGGGGGUUGAGGGGUUAUAUAUCCAUCAAGGCCUUUGGGUGUGAUUGUGUGUAAGGCUAACAUCCUUGGACAUAAUUAUGUAAGGCAAACAGGUCAUUUGGAUAUUUCUUAUUUGGUUUUCUUUUU
Prunus persica (peach) is the source of this 1282-nucleotide messenger RNA. RefSeq lists its product as uncharacterized. Bases 121 to 1011 code for a protein of 296 amino acids. The record is from RefSeq and is a predicted model, not a curated record. The transcript is spliced from 7 exons. Lineage: Eukaryota; Viridiplantae; Streptophyta; Magnoliopsida; Rosales; Rosaceae.